AUGGCGCCCUUUGGAAGAAAGCGUCUGCGGAAAUCCGGGAGGCCCUCGGAGGAGGAGGAGGUGGUCCCAGGAGCCCCUGACUGCAGGAGAGGAGAGAGGAGGGAUCUGAGUGGCGCCGAGGAGGAUGGCAUGGAAGGAAAGACUCCAGUAACUGAUAGGCAUGGUAAAAAAAGACCGUCUGCACGGACAAUUGAGGAAGAAGUGGGGGGUGAAGUACACAGUAUGUUGGAAAAAUUGGGAGAUGACAUUACAAAGUCUCUUCUUGCGAAGAGAAAAAGAUUUGAAAUGAAUACCAAUGCUUCGCUGAAUACCAGUAACCAGAAAUUUGAGCAUGUUUGGAAAGCACAACAUGAACAAAGGAAGAAUCUUAAUUAUGACUAUUCUCAGCAGUUUUCAACUUUGUUUCAGCAGUGGGAUAAAGAUUUGCAGAAAGCUGGGGAACAAGAAGAAAAACUGCAUGAUAUGUUUCGACAGCAACAAAAGGUUUUUCAACAAUAUAGAAUUAUUCAGAACCAGAGAGUGAAAGCAAUUAGAAAGUUGUAUGAGCAGUUCUUAAAGGGUAUUGAGGACUUGGAGAAGGAUCAUGAAAAUCAUCUUACUGAGGCACAAAGGGAACUUAAAGAAGAAAUGGCUUUGUUGCAGAAAAAAAUGUUGAUGGAAACUCAGCGGCAAGAGGUGGCAGCUGUUCGAAAGUCUCUUCAAUCCCUGUUACUCUAG
Molecule: messenger RNA, 717 nt
Organism: Choloepus didactylus (southern two-toed sloth)
Lineage: Eukaryota; Metazoa; Chordata; Mammalia; Pilosa; Megalonychidae
Product: synaptonemal complex protein 3-like
Exons: 8
Coding region: 1-717 (238 amino acids)
Biological process (GO): meiotic cell cycle; spermatid development
Cellular component (GO): synaptonemal complex
Source: RefSeq, a predicted model, not a curated record